GAAGGAUUUUGUUUGUUUUCUGUCCUCGUGAUAGUCGACGACGAUGAUCGAGAUGUUUUGGGGAGGAGGAAGGGUAUGCCGCGCUCGAUAGGCAGCGUCACGAGAGCUCUCAGCUUGUUGCGAGCUCGUACGAUUGGGUUGCAUAAAAAGGAAAGUGCUGAAGGGUGAAGACGAAAGACGUGCACUUCGGACCUGGCUUAGAAAAUAUGGGAGCCGUUCGUGAUGAGGGAGUUGUCGGUCGUUGUGGCGAAUUGUCCGAGGAUGAGGAGGCUGACCCGGAGAAGCUUUGCAGCCGCUUUUCUCCGAAGUUGCUCGAUGGCGAAGCCGAGAGCAGAACAUGUGGUAUAUGUUCCAUUGUUGUGCAGACCAGAGGGCUGCUUGACUGCUGCAGUCACUUGUUUUGCUUUGGUUGCAUCACGGAAUGGUUCACAGUGUCAAAUCUGUGCCCUCUUUGUAAAUCUCGCUCGAGGUUUAUCACUCCUCAAAUGCUCUCUAGAGGUACAGGGUGUUGGGAGAAACUCGAGAGUUGUACCGGAUCCGUUAGUAGGGAUGAAGGACCAGGUGAUGAAGACGGUCACCCAGUCUCUUUUCCUCCAUAUUUUAUCGAUGAGGAGGCUGUAUUGUGCCUAGAGGGUGAUGCCUGCCUUGUUAGGGCUGGGCUGUUAGACCUCGAUGCAGAAGAGAAUGCAUCCUCCGAUACAUCCGUCGCUUGUGACCUUUGUGAUUGCUGGUAUCAUGGAGGAUGUGUAAAUUUCCAACCCGACCAGUCAUCAUUUCAUUGUCCCAGGUGCCUUGAGUCGAAGGAAAAGGAUCGAGCGUCUCUGGAUACAUCAGUGUCGUUGACCGUAACUUCAUCUGAAGAGAAAACCUCCACAGUGAUGAAGAACUUUCCUUCAGAGGAUAAUGGUCGAACAAUGUUUGGAGGUGCAUCUGUAGCAAUCGAAGAUACCGAGGAGGGUGAAUCUCAUGUGUCUAUUUCACUACUUCGCAUCCCUGAGAGAGAGCCUGCGAGAGCUCAAACUACAGCACCAGAUACAGAAAGAGAAAUUAUGUGGUCGCCAAUUCGAGAACCGUUUGCAACCCCAGCGUAUGGGGCAGCAUGGUCGCAUUUUCAAGAGCCUUCCAGAAGACCACGAAACUUCAACGAGGGACUUCCUUCCUCUGCUCGGGAGCCGACUAGGAACGUUCCAUAUUUCGAGGAAGAGAUGUGGUCUCCUACACGAGAGCCUAGCGGGAAAGUCCCACAAUUUCAAGAAGAACUAUGGUCGCCUACACGAGAAACUCCCGGUGAUCUGUCUCUGUUAGGAGCUCGGUCUAGAAAUAAUGCGGCAACAGCUAAAAGUUUUAGGGCAGCGAAUCCUCCAAAACCUGAACUUAACGCUCGUGGCCCACGUGUAGUAGUUCCUACCAGAUCCGAGCUUCUCAAUAAUUCUGAAAGGAUCGCAAAGCAUUCGGCUGGUGUUGCGAAGAAAGUUACUGCUAGUGAGAUUUCUGGUGCGACAUUACCCCUGAAUACAAUGGACAAUAUUGUCCAACCCUUGGGUGUGAUUAAGGGUGAGUUAUCCAUAGAUGUUGAUCGUCUUCAAGUUGCGGUGGAGCAGCUGAGGAAGGGCAAACGUAAAGUUUUACAAGAAGACGAGAGAAACAUCGACUUCAAAGAUUUACCUGAAUUGCCACGAAAAGUCGCACGGAAGUCAACAAAAAUUGUUGAUAGCGUGGCUGCAAUUAAGGACAUAGCCAAAACAGGGACAAGAGAUCUGAUAGUAUGUGAACAGACUGCUGUUGAGGAUGUGAAUCCCCCGGCACAGGUUUGUACUUUGGACGACAAAACUGUGGUUGCAAGUGAGGAUACUCUGAAGGUGGCAACGGACGUAGUUAAAGAAGAAGCUCUUGAUACCCAACAUGCCCAAGCGAUUGAUGCUCCGAUACAUUUACAUGUAUCGGAGCGGAAGACAGAAGUGGAUGGUUUGGACGACAAGUCUCGGGUAAUUUCUGAGGAGAUUUCGAAGGUAGUAACUGAGGUUGAAACCGCAGGACAGAUAACUCCUUGUCUCAAGUCUCUAGACGAUCUUGCUACAAAGACAGAAUCAACUGAGGUAAGAAAUGAAGAGCAGCUAGCAACCCUUCAAAGUGAGGAACCAACUGCUCCUGAGACUAAAACGGAGAUACCUACUUUGGAAGCCUGUCCAGAUGUGGAUGUCAUGGAUAUUGUCAGUGAUCCAAGGAGUGGCUUGGGCAGAGACUCCAAGGAUCCAUCUGUCCCUACGAAGGCUGUUAGAACUAGAAUCAUUAUGCACCGUGAAUCUGAUGUCAAGGAUAAAGAGAGACCUUCUCUUGUCGAGCGUAUCAGACAACAGAUGCGGGAUACUGCAGGAUACGGGGCGGGAGAUGACCUAGGUAAGGUUGAGGUAUCAGACGACAGGUUCAUAGCUGCUUUCAAGGCAGCUCAGACCAGGAGUUAUGAGAAAUCCAAGGACGGGAAAUCAGCUUCUUCAAGGCAGCAGAGUUCCGGACGCCUAUGGAAAGUUCUCGAUAAGAAGUAUAGUGGUACUGGAGCCAGAGAUAAUCUUACACGCAAGCUUUACGCAGGAGGAACUGGUCGCAGGUGCUGGGAUAGGGAUUGGGACAUAGCCUUUUGGAGGGAGCGCGAUCCUCAUCAGAGAAGAGCUCGAAAAGAAGCUGAAGAGGUCGAUGUUUUAGGGAAGAUAGAUGCACGAGUACCUGAGUCGCAGCCUGACUCCGAAGAUGCAGAUUUUUUCAAGAGGCUCUAUGUAGCUGACACGUCCUUGUUUCCUAGAAACGAAAAUGUCAAACCUCUCUCCGAAGAGGGAAAUCAUGCAGAAGAGAUAAAUGCAUCUCAAUCAGUGGAAAUUAGGACAGGAAAGAUCUCAAACCUUCAUGUCGACAAUGUGAACCUCGCACACGGGUUGAAGGAUACUGCACAUCGGUCCCCCGUUUCUCAGGGUUUGUCGGGAAAUACACCGGGUAUCGACAAGAUCUCCCAGAAGGCGAAAGUUGGAGAUCCUCCUCCAUCGAAGGUUGUGAAAAAGUCUUUGAGGCCGUCUGGUGUGUCAAAAGAACCUGCAGUAAAUUCGAAGACAACUUCAGGAGCCGGAAAGUCUCUGGUGGCCCCAUCUACUGUCCCUAAAGCUCAACACAAGGAUAAGGAUGCACCAUCUGCACUCCCAAGUAUGAACAAAGACAAGCGACAGUGGGCGUUGGAAAUUUUGGCGAGAAAGGAAGGGAAGCUUUCAAAUGUCUCUGCAUCGGGAAAGGGAGCAGGAGCAGGUGGCUCUGUUAGCAAAGACAAUCCGUUCCCCCUUCUGUUGCAGCUGCCUGUGGAGAUGAGACCCUUGAUACUUGGAGAUAGUCGACGCAGUAAAGUACCACCUGCAGUCCGACAGGUACAACUCAAUCGGUUGGUAGAGCAGGAACUGAAGAGGGCGAACCUUACAAUAAUAGAGUCGAACUCCGAAUGCGCCGAUGCCAUAGCUAAGGCAGUAAGUAGAGAGGAGGAGCUAUGUAAAAGUUCAAAUAGUAAAGGUGUGUAUAUAAAUCGAUGUGUCAGGGCUUUGGCCAAUACAGAUUAUGAGCUGAAGACAGUAGAGACUUCACCGGAUGACGAUCGUGAUGAAUCUGAAGCAAGGCUAGAAGAGUCAUCAAGGGUUACAGACGAUGAAGCAGUUCGAAAAGCUCUCGAGGACACUGGGUUGAUGGACUCACCAACCGCUGACUCCACCAGUUCCCCCCAUCAUCUUGAUGUGAACACUAGGGAAGACAAGUUGGAUGUCAAAUGCAAAACCUUAGACAUGAAUGGAGGGAGUAGUAUCCCAAGAUUAGUACAGAAUCCGUGGGUUGAGAAUGUUCUAGAGGUGGAGAACGCAGAUUUAGAUAUCUACGGAGAUUUCGAGUUUAGUUCAGAAGAUGAACCAGAUGGCAACUUAUUCAAGGAGAAUAUUCAAAAACUGAAGCAUAAUCCUGCUGCAGAAGGUAAGGCUAAGAAUGGUUCACUGAUGGUUGUACUUACAACUGGAAGCUGUACCUCAGAUGCAGCUUCAGUGCCGGGUGACGCUGAAGUACCUGCCAAGAAUCUUGUAGGCAAGCAACCAGUUCAAGAACAAGGAGGUGCUUUGUUGUGUAGUGAAGAUGGUGGUGUGCGUGCCAGUACGUCACCAACUGUCGAAGAUGUAAAAUGUGGCCUUCCUGCGGAGGCGAGUUUUGAUGAUGUUGAUGAUAUGUACGACAAUUUGGAGUUAAAUCUUAACCCCGUUUUAUCUAAUGAAGUCUUGGCCCAACUUCAAGCCGAACCAUCUGCUUCCUUAUUAUCGAAAGCAGAAUCAAAAGAAACUCAUGAGGAAUCGAAGACACUCCCUGCACCGAAUGCAGACGUAAAGAAGAGGAAAGAAAAUGAGACUCUACCGAAUGGUGAUGCUGCAGCCAAUGAAAAUGUAAGUGAGGAUGAUUGCAUGAAGUUUGCGGAUAUUGAUCGACGCAUCGAGAAUAUUCGAAGAAGUAAGGCUAUGAACGGAGACUCUCAUCGCAACAAGAAAUCGAAGGGUCGCGUUCAUGGAGAAGCUAAGAAGACGACUGAAACAAAUGUACAAAUGCAGGUAGAGAUAUAUGUCAAUCAGCACUUGAAGCCCUUGUACCGGAGUCAAGUGAUUACAGCGGAGCAAUUUAAGUGGACUGUUUCAAAAACUGCUGCCAAAGUCAUGGAACAUCAUGGAAAUGCCGUCUCCGCCGACUUUCUCAUCUCUGAAGGAAGUAAAGUCAAAAAGCUUGCUGAUCAGUACUUGCAGGCCUUUGCUCACCGCAAAGCUUAGUGAUGUGGUACGCCGGAUUAAUUUCUCAUAUUGCUUACGAGAAGAGGUCCGUCCGAUGAUGUGCGUUGACAUUGAGAUCUCCAAGCAGUCAGCAGUAGGUUUUCUUGUUCGCGUAGAAAUUUGUGGCAUCACUUUGCCACUACAAUAACCGACGAGCCCAAUCUUCAAAGCUUACCAGACUGUACCCGGAGAUCCUACAGAUGGUGAAAGAUCUUGCUUUGUUAUGAAGCUUUCAUACAGUAUCUUGGAAGCAGACUAUCAGAAGUAUGUUGAAAUCUCCGAAGAAGGUAGCGAACAUGCUGUACUUGCUGAUUUUUGUUUCUAAGACUUCUCGAAAAAUAGGACAGUUAUGAGCUAUCACAUCAUCUUCAACUCAGGACGGACGUUUCAGCGCAAGGUUCUCAUACGGGUGCACCGCAGAAUGGGUCUUGAAGAGAACUAUCGGCGUGUUAGCGAAGAGGAAACUAUAUGGCUUGAAGAGGCCCAUCUUGAUCUCAACAUGUGUUUUUUGGGAUACUCAGAGAGAAAGACGGACAGGACUGCGAACUUCGAAUAUCCAACAAUCUUCAUCCAUAUUGUGCUUGAGGACUAUGGUUUGAACACAAUAUUGGAUGAUUUUCCUGUUUAACCAAUAUGAUUGAAAUAGUAAACGUAAAAAGCCACAAAUUGUUGGUCUUUUUUUCCACCAGUGAAACACAUCUUUCUUUGCUCUCUUUGUUGUGUAUGCACUUUGUAAGAAAAACUUUACAUGCACAUGACAGAUUGCAGAUGAAAGUGUCAACAUUUAACACAGAAAAAGACAGGAGAAGUCAUAUGAUAGUAGUGUUGAUAUAGCCAAAUUCGUGCUGAUUAUGGUCAUCUUAAGUCAACCUGAGUGUAAUAGGAAGGUUUUGAAGGUGUAGGCUAAAGGAAAAUCUAACAGAGAAACGGCUUCGAGUAUGUUGAGAGAACUUAUAUCCUCAUCUUACCACCUCUUGCUCAUGAAGAUUGUGGUGAUGAUGCAUCGAUUGCGGUCAUUUUUAGACCCUAGACCAGUGCUUUGGAAGGACGGUGAGAGGCUCAAGGAUGGGUUGAGGUAGUUACAAGUUAUGGUUAGGACAAGCAUUUACGAGGAGAACGAUUCUUGCAAUGGAAGAGAACGAUAUUUUGAAGUUGAGGGUUUGCGUUUUGAAUAUCAGUGCAACUCGAGUCAAGCUCUGAGGUUACCCG
Marchantia polymorpha subsp. ruderalis is the source of this 6032-nucleotide messenger RNA. The record is from the annotation of a GenBank genome assembly. NCBI's taxonomy places the organism in Eukaryota, Viridiplantae, Streptophyta, Marchantiopsida, Marchantiales, Marchantiaceae.